Molecule: messenger RNA, 417 nt
Organism: Ramularia collo-cygni
Lineage: Eukaryota; Fungi; Ascomycota; Dothideomycetes; Mycosphaerellales; Mycosphaerellaceae
Exons: 1
Coding region: 1-417 (138 amino acids)
Biological process (GO): proteasome regulatory particle assembly
Molecular function (GO): protein-macromolecule adaptor activity
Source: RefSeq, a predicted model, not a curated record
AUGUCCGCCACAACAACCCCAAUAUCCCCACACCUCUUCGCUCUAGCACUAAAAGAUCUCCCCCUCGAUACCCUACACACCAAAGCCGCCGAGAUCCAGAAUUCCAUCUCGCAUCUCCUCGCCUCGAAUACACAAUUACAACCACUCGCAGAAGCAGGUGAUGAAGAGUGUAAAGAAGCCUUGAAAGAAAACGAAGAAGUGGUGGGCAGAAUGAGGCAGAGGAUUGAUUUGUGCAAAGCAGAAGCUGAGGGGAGAGGAUUGAGAUGGCAUCUCGGGGGCGAAGAGGGAGGGGAGGUAAAGCGGGUGGAAGGACAGGUGAAUGGAAGCGGGAGUUUAGGAGAUGAGGAAUUGAGGAGACGGUUAGAAGAAACGCUUGGAGAUGAUGGGGAGGAAGAUGAGGAGGGUGUGUAUCUGUGA